Molecule: messenger RNA, 615 nt
Organism: Cordyceps fumosorosea ARSEF 2679
Lineage: Eukaryota; Fungi; Ascomycota; Sordariomycetes; Hypocreales; Cordycipitaceae
Product: Major facilitator superfamily domain, general substrate transporter
Exons: 5
Coding region: 1-615 (204 amino acids)
Biological process (GO): transmembrane transport
Molecular function (GO): transmembrane transporter activity
Source: RefSeq, a predicted model, not a curated record
AUGCUGGACUGGCGGCUCAGCCUCGGCGCAUUCAUCUCUGGCAUCCUCAGCGACACGUUCGGCCGCAAAUGGGUUUUCAGCAUCACCUGUAUGAUUACAUGCGUGUUUGGCAUGCUUCUUGCUGCCGUCAAGUUCAAUUAUGGUGCCAUCUGCGGCAUCUACUUCCUUGCCUGCAUCGGUCUCGGCGGCAACAUCCCCAUCAACGCCACCAUUGCCUUGGAGUUCAUGCCUCCGAGCAAAAGACAUCUCGUCUCUUUACUAAGCAUAUUUCAGCCGAUUGGUGUCGUCAUUGCUUCAGUUAUUGCCUACGGUACCGCCGCCAAGUUUCGCUUCCAUGAGUCACCCAAGUUUCUCGUGGCCAUGGCCAUGUACACACAGGUCAAGAAUACGGCGGGGUUCGUCGGCCUCAAUGCCUUUGAGUACAUCAUGCAGAUCUACUUCAAUUCCGUAUUGUACGCUUCGGCCCCGGAGCUUUUCGAGACGACGUACCGUGCCAGUGCUACCGGCAUGCUUUCGUCCCUCGGCCGCAUCGCUUAUAUGCCCCCUCAAGAUCGGCCGGAAGGCUGGCACCGCGUUAACAGUAUUGCUGAUGUCUGGACGUGCCCCAACCUGUAG